Messenger RNA from Mixia osmundae IAM 14324, 1144 nucleotides. RefSeq lists its product as uncharacterized. The transcript is spliced from 4 exons. The coding region runs from base 1 to 708 and encodes 235 amino acids. NCBI's taxonomy places the organism in Eukaryota, Fungi, Basidiomycota, Mixiomycetes, Mixiales, Mixiaceae. The record is from RefSeq and is a predicted model, not a curated record. Gene Ontology annotation, cellular component: cytoplasm. Gene Ontology annotation, biological process: import into nucleus.
AUGGCGACCAUUCUCCUUGGCUCGACGGGCGAAGUGGGCCGUCAGGUCCUGAGAGCCAGUAUCCAGAGCAGCCUUACCCCGAUCAUUUGUCCCGUCCGACAAGGGAAGGCUUUGCAUGUCAGCGACGACAAGUUCAAGUCGACUUCUAUCGACUUUGACUCAAUUCCCCAAGCUGGCCUCGACUCACAUUCUGCUGCCAAUGUGAUCAUCACACUCGGUACGACGAGAGCAAAAGCAGGCAGUGCAGCUAACUUCGAGCGCAUAGACCGGCACUAUGUGCUUGAAAGUGCGAAAGCAGCCAAGACGGCGUCGGCAGAGCGAGUGAUCUACUGCAGCUCUGCCGGCAGCUCCUCGAGCUCGCCGUUCCUGUAUCCCAAAAGCAAGGGUCUGACGGAGGAAGGUCUGGCAGAGUUAGGCUACACAGAAACAAUCAUAUUCAGACCCGGAUACCUCCAAAUCGAUGGCGGCCGACCCGAAAGCCGCAUAUUAGAGAAAGCAUUUGGCCCUUUCUGUCACUAUGUCCUGGCUAGGUUCAGCUCGGGCGUAGAGAUCAACACCAAACUCUUGGGCAAUGCCAUGAUCAAAGCAGCCGAGAUGGGCGCCGACAAGCUCGUCAAGGACGGUUAUGCGACAAAGCAGGCACUCAAGAAUGGCAAGAAACUCACCAUCGUCAAUAAUGAACAAGCCACUCGUCUGGGCUCUACAUGAGCUCUACCUGAGCUCCCAUCACUCUGUUGUUGCAUGAAACCAGCGAGUUGCAGACUGUGCAGAGACUCGAGCGCGAGUGCUCUGCGCGGCUCGCAUUCGAUCACAAAUUCCGCCCACAUACCUCGCCCGUCUGGCAUACGCAUAGCCGCGAGAAUUAUAUAUCAGUGCUUUUCCGUUGCCUCGAGAUCUUUCGCAUGUGGUAGACAACAACACGUUCAACUUGAAAUUCAUGCUUUGCGACUGAUGCAACGACGUAUGAUCGGCGUGUCUUGAAGAGAGCGUCUGACGAGGUUGCCUUCGAAAGCCUGGGCAUGCUUGUCAGCGCAGGUCAGGGGAAGUAUGAGCGAAUACUGACAGAGGCCAUAGCUUCGAGCCUUAGACCGCGAGUCUCGGGCAGGAAGAAGAUAACGAUGAGCGUGAUGAAGACGCAACAGCC